Messenger RNA from Pocillopora meandrina, 1655 nucleotides. Lineage: Eukaryota; Metazoa; Cnidaria; Anthozoa; Scleractinia; Pocilloporidae. The record is from the annotation of a GenBank genome assembly.
GAUGAUUGCCGAGUGAUUCAGUUCAAAGCAGGAACGAAAAACAAGAUCUUAACAAAACACGUCAUAAGAAGUGAACAAGCAAAGGACAAGGAUAUCUGCGAGUUGAAAUGCUACUUUGAACCAAACUGUGUGUCUUAUAACUAUGGUCCGCUGGGAGAUGGAACAUUCACAUGCGAGCUAAGUAACAGAACUCAUUUGCAAGUCUCUCCCAGUUACUUCGAAUAUAGGAACGGCUUUUUAUACAGAGCUAUCAUUGUAAGUAAAUAACAAUAUCAGUUUUACCAGGAUGAUCGUUCCGCGAACGAGAAACCUCUGUUUCAAGUUGAUCCUCCUCGUUUAUUUAUUUACCCACUUUAUUAUUUAUCUAUCUAAAUACUCAGUCUAUUUAUUUACUUAUCUAAGCUUUAUCUAUCUAAUUACUUGAUUCAUCUUUUGCAUUUCAGAGUUUCUGUGAGAGCAAUCCGUGCGUUAGUAACUCUACAUGUCAAGCGGGGUUUGGUAGUCAUGGUUACCGCUGUAUUUGUUCUGAUGGAUAUGAAGGAGAGCUUUGCCAAAUAGGUGAGAAAGGAAACUCCUCGCGAUAGCAGGUCCUCAUCUCCCAGGUCCACAGUUAAAGUUACAUAAUAAAGCUGUUAAUAAAGUAGCCUCUCAUCAAGGAGAGUUUUAAAUCCUCAUCUGCUUAAACAUGACUGUCACUUUGCGGCUGAUUGUACAAACACCGCUGGAUCAUUCGACUGCAGCUGUCAGUCUGGACACCUUGGAGAUGGACGGCAUUUUUGCUCAGGUAUAUCUUGAUUUCUGACUAAACACGAAAUCUUAUUUAGGUAACCUACGCUACGCUUUUUCCACCUCUUUACACCAUAUCAACAAAAGAAAGCUGAAAGAUUUGAUUUAUCAAUCGCCAAAGUUUUGUUAACCAUUCAAGUGUGGCUUGCAAUUGUGCAAUGCGAGCUAACGCAGCUAACGCUCAUAUCUGUCACAGAUAUUCAAUGAGGCGUCCUUCUGGUCAAGAAAAUUGCAAUUUUCGACACCAUUUACGCGCGGCGAUACUUAUCAAAAUACUAAUCUGACUAAUCUUAUCUGGGCAAUUGCAAAGUGAGAAUUUUAUUCUAACUUCUAUCGACAAGCUCUUUAUUUCGAUCAAACUUUUCCUUGACUUGACUUGCUAAUAUCAUUUUUAAAACCUACUAAUGUUCUUAACAGAUAACUGGAAAAAGAUCAACACCGAUCCUGUCUGCUUUGGGACAAAAAAUGACGACUACGGAUCCUUUGAAAUCCAAGAAGCCGGUAAAAUCUACACCAUCAAACUUGUCCAUACAUAUGGCGCCGUAACAUGUAAUACUUACUACAAAUCAACAAGGAGGGGAAGUUCACACCCACGUUUCGGACGUCAUAGACUACUGACGGUGAAAGCUUACCGCAACAAGACUGUUCUUCCACUUGCUGAGUUCGCGAAAGGCAGUGAUGACUAUAGGCACCAACUUAACGAUGCUUAUGUCAACUCCCCGACGCUUGUGUUUAACCUGCUCCCCACCCCUCUGGUUGUGUCGAUUGGACAGCAGUUCCUAAUAUGGUAUGGGCAAGACUUGGCUAAUUAUACCGAGUACAAUAAUGCUGGUGAGACAUGCGCAGAUGUUUACGCUUUGUACCCUUAA